This is a messenger RNA of Centropristis striata (black sea bass), 3269 nucleotides long. It is a transcript of the gene slc2a3a, whose product is annotated as solute carrier family 2 member 3a. Gene Ontology annotation, biological process: monosaccharide transmembrane transport; response to insulin. The coding region runs from base 123 to 1718 and encodes 531 amino acids. The transcript has 10 exons. Gene Ontology annotation, molecular function: hexose transmembrane transporter activity. Gene Ontology annotation, cellular component: basolateral plasma membrane; apical plasma membrane. The record is from RefSeq and is a predicted model, not a curated record. NCBI's taxonomy places the organism in Eukaryota, Metazoa, Chordata, Actinopteri, Perciformes, Serranidae.
GACAGCGCCGGCGGGCGGGUCCUGCAACGAUUUUAACCACCACCUGAAGAUCUCCUCUCUGCGUCCUCCUGCUGGAGUAAAAACUAAAAACUGCUGUUGAUAAUCUAGCGAGACAUCACAGGAUGGAAGCACAGCAACCUAAGCAGGUGACGGCUUAUCUCCUGUUCUCUCUCGGCACGGCGGUCAUCGGCUCGCUGCAGUUCGGCUACAACACAGGAGUCAUCAACGCUCCGGAGCAGAAACUAAAAUCUUUCUUCAACAAUACCUGGUAUGAGCGCUAUGGGAAGGAAAUCGAACCGGGGGUCUGCACCAUCGUGUGGAGUAUCGCCGUGGCCAUCUUCAGCGUGGGCGGUAUGGUGGGCUCCUUCAGCGUGGGCGUCAUGGCCAACCGAUUCGGCAGGCGGCGCUCCAUGUUCCUGGUGAACUCCCUGGCGGUGAUCGGUGGCCUCCUCAUGGGUUUCUCCACCAUCUGCUCCUCCUAUGAGAUGGUGAUAGCGGGGCGUCUGGUGAUCGGUCUGUUCUGCGGUCUCUUCACCGGUCUGACCCCCAUGUACGUGGGGGAGGUGUCCCCCACCCCGCUGAGAGGAGCCUUCGGGACGCUCCACCAGCUGGGGGUGGUGGUGGGCAUCCUCAUCGCUCAGGUCUUCGGUCUGGAGGCUCUGCUGGGCUCCGACAAGCUGUGGCCCCUGCUGCUGGCCCUCACCGUGGCCCCCGCCGUGCUGCAGUGCAUCCUGCUGCCCUUCUGUCCCGAGAGUCCUCGUUUCCUCCUCAUCAACCUGAAACAGGAGGAGCAGGCUCGCAAAGCGCUGGUGCGUCUGCGCGGCAGCGAGGACGUGAGUAAAGACCUGCAGGAGAUGAAGGAGGAGAGCGCCAAGAUGGCGAUGGAGAAGAAGGUGACCAUCCUGGAGCUGUUCCGCUCUGCAGCCUACAGACAACCACUGCUGAUAGCCGUCAUGCUGCAACUCAGCCAGCAGCUGUCAGGGAUCAACGCUGUGUUCUACUACUCGACGGGGAUCUUUGAGUCGGCCGGUGUGAAGAAGCCGAUCUACGCCACCAUCGGCGCCGGCGUGGUCAACACCAUCUUCACAGUCGUCUCUCUCUUCCUGGUGGAGAAGGCGGGACGGAGGACUCUCCACCUGCUGGGUCUGGGCGGCAUGGCGGUCAGCGCUCUGCUCAUGACCGUCUCUCUGCUGCUGAAACACAUCCCAGCCAUGAGCUACAUGGCCAUCAUCGCCGUCAUGCUGUUUGUGGCCAUGUUUGAGCUCGGCCCCGGUCCCAUCCCGUGGUUCAUCGUGGCCGAGCUCUUCUCCCAGGGCCCGCGGCCCGCCGCCAUGGCCGUGGCCGGCUGCUGCAACUGGACCGCCAACUUCCUGGUGGGAAUGAGUUUCCCCAAACUAGAGGAGUUGUGCGGGCCCUGGGUCUUCCUCAUCUUCACCACCUUCCUCGUCCUCUUCUUCAUCUUCACCUUCCUCACCGUCCCGGAGACGAGGGGCAAGACCUUCGACGAGAUCGCCCGCCACUUCAGCGGCGCUCCUCCCACCUCCACCUCCGUGGAGGACCCUCCUGCCAGCGCCAGCACCGCCACCACGCUGCCCGCCUCUCCGGUGAAGGAGAAGGUCCCGCUGGUGGAAGCGGCGGCGGCGGCGGCUCCGCCUGCUGCGGCUGAAAGCACGCCGCUGGAGGAUAAAUCCCAGUCGACGGUGCAGGAGAGCGUGUAGAGCAGCUGGAGUUCAACGGGCGAAGGGGGUUCUAAAUGAAGGAAGAAUCACAGAGAUUUAAAAAAUGCUGUAAAUUGUAGUUAAUUAAAACACCUUGGAGUAAUAGAAACUAUAUAAUUUUAUAAUAGAAGUACCGAGAAAAACCUUAUCAGCUUAGAGGCUUCAGCUCCUCCUUGGGUUUCUUAUUUUUCUGUAACAUUUCCUUCUUUUAAAUCCUCCCUCGCUCAGCCACUGUACAAUCCUGCAGAUUUAAUCUACUGUACAUUCCUAGGAGUUAAGCUACAUUCAUGAAACAGGUCCAGUCUUUUCCGGGACAGCUGUGCGUCUAGUCAGGACGACACGUUUCACACGCUGUGUGUCCGUGAUGCUUGUUGAAGGUCCGGCUCGCUGCAGACUAGAGGCAGAGCGUCCACGAGUCCAUUCACUUCAGCUCCAUGUAGUGAGAGGUGACAUGGAGAGAGAUGAAGCACUUUUUUUCCCCACAUCUUCCUGUUUUAGUGGAUAUUUUAGUGCAAUUUAACUGUAGUGUCACCUAGUUAUUAUUAUUUAAUGAUUCUUCCUGUUAGAUGCUUUCAGAAGUGUUCAGGUGUAAGAAGGGAUUUUUAAAAUGUACGCUCUGUAAUGCCAAAGUACCGAACUUUAUUUGCCGCCCGGUGAACACGUGUGACCUCAAGUGUGUUUCUUCUGCUCGUUAAAUUCAGGCAGCAUUUAUUCUGAAAGACAAAUUGGUGGUUAAAGCUGUAAUCCACAAGUUUAUUUAGCUUUAUUUAGAUCACGAUUUCGUUUCGUGGUCUUAUCCUGCUUGUUGUCGGAGUUUUCGGUUGAUGAAGUUGGAAGCUGCCAAAUUAAAAAUGAAUAAAUUACUCCAUAAAUAAAUUAAAUAAGCCAUUUAACGUACCAAAAAUAUUAAUGAAAAUAAAUUUAGGCAUUAACUAAUUGAUCAAAUGUGACAGAAAUCGAUAUUCUUCUCCAUUUAUUUAUCUUUGUAUAAAUCCCUUUAUUUCUUUGAUUCAUUUCCUAUUCAAUUUUCCCCUUUUAUAUAUUAUAUUUUGUAUGCAUUUAUUAUUUUUUUGAUUGUAUUUAUUAUUUUUUUUAUUUAUUGAAUCAUUCAAUUAUUCAACUUCCUGUUUAAUUUACCAUUUCAUAAAUUUGUUCAUGCAUUGCUAUUUAUUUAAAAUGUUUAAGUAUUAUUUAUUAAUGGAACUAUUUAUUUAUUUAAUUAAUUAUUAUUAUUUUUUUUAAUUAAAUUUUAUUUAUUUAUUAUUAUUAUUUUUAUUUUUUAUUUUUAUUUUGGCAGCUUCCAUCUUCCAUGAAUUUUAUGAAUAGGCAAUUAUAUAGCGGCAAAAAGGCAUUAAUUUGUUCUAAAGGCUUGUGGAUUAUUGCUUUAUAUUUUAUUCGCAAAAAAAUAUUUUAAGCCAGUAAAAUCUUGACUGUGGCUUCUGAAUUUUAGGAGAAUUUAGGAUGUAGUAGUGACUCUGACAUGACAAACAAAAACAUGUAGAUCACAGUAGGGUAACGUGCAAUGUAUAUUUUAUUUUGUCGAUAAAACAA